GCUGUGACAUGUCCUCUGGCUUUUAGAGCUGCCCUCAAUCAGACUGUCAGAAUUUGCCAGAAGAACAAAAAGAUGGGUUUGUCUCUUCUCUGCUUUAGCCUCCUCUUCAUCAUCCUCUGCACAGCAGAUGGAUACGAGCAUUACACUUCAUCCCGCUGCCUGUUUAACUCCACCGAGCUUAGGGGCAUGGAGUACAUCAGAUCUUACUAUUACAACAGCCUAGAGUAUGCCAGGUUUGACAGCAGUGUGGGGAAGUUUGUUGGAUACACUGAAUACGGUGUGAAGUAUGCGGAGAUGUGGAACAACGAUCAGGGACAGCUCGCUUUCAUGAGAGCCCAGAAGGAGAAAAAUUGCAAACCAAACAUUGACCUUUGGUACCAAAGUGUUCUGACAAAAUCAGUGAAACCAUCAGCAAGUCUUCACUCCAUGAUGCCCUCUGGUAAUCACCAUCCUGCCUUGUUGGUGUGCAGCGUCUAUGACUUCUACCCCAAACAGAUCAAAGUGAGCUGGAGGAGAAACGGACAGGAAGUAACCUCUGACAUCACUACAACUGAAGAGAUGGCAAAUAGCAAUUGGCUCUACCAGAUCCACUCCCACUUGGAGUACACACCCAGGUCUGGAGAGAAGAUAUUCUGUGUAGUGGAGCAUUCCAGCCUGGAGAAACCUGUGAUUACUGACUGGGUCCCGUCCAUGUCUGAAUCCAAGAAAUUGAUGAUCGUUGGAGCCUUUGGGCUGAGUCUGGGUCUGGUCUUUUUCCUGGCUGGAGUCAUCUACAUGAAGAUGAGUCAAGCUCAGAGCUUGAAGAAACCUCAGAAGGAAAUGUUCUACAAACUUGACUCUGAGCUCUACACAAUUGUUUCAUAUACGUCGGUGAUGAUUCCCCAUGAUGGUCAUCAUCCUGCCAUGUUGGUCUGCUCUGACAUCACUACUGCGAAUGCAAUGGCAGCAGCUGAUUGGCUUAAGAAGACUUUACAAGACCACAUGGAGCCCAGGGGAGUCACUGUCAGCUCUGAGUGCAGGUAG
Messenger RNA from Oreochromis aureus, 1023 nucleotides. Its product is annotated as H-2 class II histocompatibility antigen, E-S beta chain-like. Gene Ontology annotation, biological process: immunoglobulin production involved in immunoglobulin-mediated immune response; positive regulation of T cell activation; antigen processing and presentation of exogenous peptide antigen via MHC class II. Gene Ontology annotation, molecular function: MHC class II protein complex binding. Bases 73 to 1023 code for a protein of 316 amino acids. The record is from RefSeq and is a predicted model, not a curated record. NCBI's taxonomy places the organism in Eukaryota, Metazoa, Chordata, Actinopteri, Cichliformes, Cichlidae. Gene Ontology annotation, cellular component: MHC class II protein complex; membrane. The transcript is spliced from 7 exons.